This is a messenger RNA of Aspergillus novofumigatus IBT 16806, 2061 nucleotides long. Its product is annotated as putative G1/S-specific cyclin Pcl5. The transcript is spliced from 3 exons. Gene Ontology annotation, molecular function: protein kinase binding; cyclin-dependent protein serine/threonine kinase regulator activity. The record is from RefSeq and is a predicted model, not a curated record. Lineage: Eukaryota; Fungi; Ascomycota; Eurotiomycetes; Eurotiales; Aspergillaceae. The coding region runs from base 1 to 2061 and encodes 686 amino acids. Gene Ontology annotation, cellular component: nucleus; cyclin-dependent protein kinase holoenzyme complex. Gene Ontology annotation, biological process: regulation of cyclin-dependent protein serine/threonine kinase activity.
AUGACAGGGAUGGACGUCUUGGGUUUGAGGGACUCAAACCCGAGCAUUCAGUACAAAGCGCCCUAUGCGCAUCCUUAUGCUUCCUCGAUCUCCUCCUCGGCAUCUUCCUCAUCUUCUUCCGUCUUUUCCCUGGAUUGUGUAUCCAACCAGAGUUCCAUCUCGUCGACUUCUACGAACCCGGUGGAUGUAAUCUGGGAAAAUGAAGGCGAAUACCAGGUGGCUGGAAGGACCUUGACUUCGGCGACUAGCUUGCGUGGCGGUGUGAGGGGUGUGUUGCCCAAAGCUACCGAUGCGGCGGUCGCGCCCGAGUUGCGGAGGCAUCCUCGGCGCACCAACAGCUGCAUGGCUCAGUCCAGCGGCGUCAGUUGUGCCCGACCUCCGCCAUGCCUCUUGCGACAGUCGGAUCGGAAAGUCAACUUCGUUGACAAUCUCGUCGACACCGCCUCGCAGAUUGUGGAGAUAAUCUGGCCCUUGUCAGCAGUGGCAUCUCGCAGCGACUCUGCCACAGGCUGCAAAGGUGUUUUACCCCUUCGUACUUUCAUUCAGGAGACUCUACGUCGGUCGCGCACCAGCUACAGCACUCUGCAGGUUGCCCUGUAUUAUUUGAUCAAGAUCAAGGAGCACGUGCCUCGCUACGAUGCGGAACAGGAACAACCACCCCGGAGUAAACCGGUCUGCCGUGCCAUGCAAUGUGGCCGUCGCAUGUUCCUUGCCGCUUUGAUCCUUGCAUCAAAGUACCUUCAGGACCGCAACUACUCUGCCCGUGCUUGGAGCAAGAUCUCCGGCUUGAAUACCGCGGAAAUCAACCAGAACGAGUUGAUGUUUCUUGAAGCGAUUGGUUGGAGACUACACGUUACCGAAGCCACCUUUCAGCGUUGGACGGACAUCGUCCUGAAGUACACCCCGGGAGCUGGUGGGCCUUUUACUGGAGAAGGCCAGUGCUGGCGAACGGUCAUCCCCAAGCUCACUCCUGAACUGGACACAGUGGAUGUUGAGCCUUCCACAUCCUCUAGUAUGGUUGGAUUUGAAUCGGGCCUUGUAUCGGACUCACCUUCUCCUCGUUCCCCAUCGACGGGCGAGCACCCCAGCGCGUCAUCCAUCUACAAUCAGGGAUCGGCGUAUCAGCGGUACUCGCCCAUGUCUGCUGGAGCAUCGUCUCUUCCGUCCAUGCCACGACCACCUAUGCUGCCAACGCCUCAGUUGACGCCUCAGACGGUCAUUGCUACCACUCCUGCUGCGAGUGCUAGCGCCUUCUGUGCCCGCCGGGCUUCCAUCUGCGCUGCUAUGUCACAAGUGCAAAAUGUGUGCAUGGCGCGGUCGACUCUCGAUCAGCGCCCGUCGCUGGCGUUUUGCCAAAAGGCUAACACGUUCGAUGGAUACCCGACCGUGGUACGCAGAUCGUCUCUGGCUCGAUCGACGUCUUCGGCGUCAUCUCCUGAAUCGAUGAUUUCCGAUGUCUCGACGCUGUCGUCGUCGAGUUUGUCAUCUUGCUCUUCCGGGUCGGCCCCUGUCUCCAUCCUGGGCACUAGCGCUUCUGCCAAGCCUCGCUUGGCCGUGAAGGCAACGCUCCGAUGCACCAGCAACUCACUCAAGGAAGGUCGGAAGGCUUUGGCCAUCGCGUCUCCUAUCGAUGAGGGCCCGCUUGGUGAGAUCUACAGCUCGCCUGAGACCUACUUGGGCGCAGUUGGCCAGGUCCCAGAUCUAUCCAAUAUCUCGCUGGGCACUCCUGUCGAUCAUGAGGCAGCUCAAAGCCUUUGUGAACUGUCGGGGCGGCAAUGCCGGAAACGUGGCCGCACAGGCUCCGAGGAUAUUCUGUGGCAGAACCAUGUCCGCCACCUGAUGAACCUCAAUGCGCGGAAUGAGGGCAAGGCUUCGGAUCGUUCCAUGGGCGAUACUCCUUCUGAUCCCAAAUAUCCUCAGUCUCUUUCCGCUGCUCAACUCAGUCUCCUGGCUGUUAGCGCUCCUUUGUCUGGACCAGCUGGCAUGAAGCGUGCUUGCUGUGGCAGCGAAGCUAGGAAGAUUGCGCUGAACCCGAGUGUGCGAUCGGAGUACUUGGGCUAG